AAUCAUUGAUACCAACAUAUUUUAAAUGGUACAGCACGGUAUGUUUAGAUAUCAAUACGUCAUUGUCGUUCGUAGUAAUGUUAGGUAGCAAAGUCGUUUCUGUAUCAAGACUAAAAUGAACUUUUAUUUCUACAAAGUCGAGUGUUUAACCUCUGACAACGUUACUCCGAAAAUCUUUCAGGUCCACAUCGUGUGGGCAUGAGCAGUUUCCAUGCUAUUGAGGCAGGUGUUGCUCAAUGAGGACCAAAAGUUUUGUUCUAUUUCUUAUUUGUGUUGUGGCCACCAGUAUAUUUCUCAUUCUGGUAGGCAACCAGCGCCCAUCAAUCCAGACAAUUGUGACAGAAACUCACAAGCAGUUGAACAAUCUAAAGAAUUUCAAGGAGAACUUGGAAAAUGCAGAAGAGAAGAGAUUUUUAGCAGAUGACAAGUAUCUUACUAUGUUAGGAUUUACAGACAGUCCACGACUUUAUCCAGCUGCAAUAUGGAAAAAUACUUCUCUUCCCAUAAUUGUCACUUAUGUAUUGGAUGGACAUGAGCAACAAGGAAUAGGGUUUUCAAGGAAUGUUGCCCAUUUCCUGCCUAAUCAUACAACAUUAAUCUACAAUUUGGGAUUGGGACAGUAUGGACUUCAGAUGCUUCAAGGUCACUGUAACAGUAGUCGAUGCAGUGUUGUGAAUUUUGAGCUCAAUUUCUUUCCUUCACAUGUGGAAGAGGAAAGACUACAUGCAUUUCGUCCACUUGUAAUACAGGAUGCUCUGAACAAGGCUGGUGCUGUCCUGUUUCUGGAGUCUGACCAGCGCCUGAUUACUGGACACUUGGAGCCUCUGAUUCAGCAGGCUUUAAGAGGUGCAGGGGUGGUGAGUUGGGCCACUCACUAUGCCACCUCUUCCCUUACUCAUCCCAAGAUGUUUGAUUACUUCCACACCAAUGCUGAUAGCUUUUUGUUCCUGCCUAUGGUUGAAGCGACAAGGUUACUGUUCUACAACUUGCCUGGUGUCCAUAAUGGCCUCAUACUGCCAUGGGUUCAGUGUGCUCUUACUCAGGAUUGUGUACUUCCAAUUGGUGCACAGUCUGGUGGUUGUCGUUUUAAUAAGAAACCACAGUAUCGUUACUCAGGAUGCCAUCGGUAUGACGGCUCUGCUCUCAACAUUGCCCUUGGGCUUAAAUUUGGGUUUGAUGAAGGACAGUACACAUACAAAGGUCGUGAGAAGUUCUUCAGGAAAGUUGGGCCAGAUGUUGUUGCUGCAGAGAUGGCAGGGUUGGAUGGGAAUGCUACUGAGCCAACAAUUAUGACGAGGGAUGGCAUCUGAGAAAUCUCACUAAAUAUGUAACAGCUGUUUAUCAUUGUUCUGCAGUACUAAUGACUCUGAAGUCCAUUGCUAAAAUAUACUGUAUCUGAUCAAAUUCCACCUGUCAGUGAAAGGAAAUUGUUUCAGUUAUUCAGAAAACUUAAUUGAGUUACUGGAAGUGGGGAAAAAAUAUUUAUAUCAUAACUGUUUAGUAGGUUAACUACUGUUUUUUUUAAUAAGCCACACCAAAUGCUACAGGUUUUCCAUUGUUUUGGCUGAUACUGCCAUUUACAUCUUCAGAGUGAAUGUGUAUUAGAGGGUUUUGGAAGCCUUUUAUACAUCAAGCUGCUAUCCAGUCCAGGUAUAUGCUGGUAGUACCCUAAAAUAGGUCACAAGCCCAUCAUUCACAGUUCAGUACUAUGUAGCAGUAACUUGUGCACUUGAUAAAGUGUCAUUAAUACACCAAGAAGCAACAGAGGAAUCAGGGAUUUGAAGUUCUCAAGGCAGAAAAGAUAUUAGUUAUGGUCAUCUAGGUUGUGGUACUGUGUAGUGUUUACUGACAUUUUGGAGGAACAUGUCACCUCCUUCUUAAAGUUGAGAUAGAUGUGAUAUAUUCUUCCAAAAUGUUAAUGACUGCCUACAAGACUACACAGUAUCACAGCCCAGAAGAUCAUAAUUGAUAACAAAUCUUUACAAUGUUACUUACAGUUACAGGUGUAAUCACUGUGUUUGGUGUUGUGGUGUAAUAGAAUAUUUAGGUUCGGAUGUACACUAAAGAAUCAUCACCACUGUUUGCUCCAAGAGAAAUGUACAUUUGGAAAGGUUCAGAUGUAAAAUUGUGACCCAUCAGAAAGUUGGGGCCAGCAAUAGAUUAUUCGUGUGGAAAAAAAGUUGUAGAGUGGUAUUGAAGCCAGAAAUAAUAUGAAUAUAAAAAUAUUUAUUUAUGUAGUAACUUUUCAGUUUUGGAUUAAUUUGCAUAAAUAUGUAAAUGUCAAUAAAAAUAGAAAACUGAAGAGAAUAUAGUAAUAACAUACUUAAAAAACUGAAGUAAUUUACAGAACAAUGAAGGUUGAAAAGUUGAUCACUAUACACAGAGUUUUAGCCAUGUUAUUAAAAUGGCUGAACCUGCCCAUUGCAGUUUUUGAAGAUUUAUAAUGUUUGCAUACAAAACAAAGUGCAAUAACUUGCCUGAAAGCUGUUCACUUUAAACCAUGUGGGACCUAUUUUACUGAGGAGGAUCAAUAAAUCCAUACUCAUUGCUUAUAUUUUUUGUGAAUUAGAAGUGAUAAACCAUUGAAAGUAUGAGACUUUUCCACAACUAAGACAAAGAAUAUUCUAAAACAAUUGUGAUUUCUAACAUUGAACUUUGAGACAUGGUAGACCACUUUGUAAUAUUCUAUCUUGUGGGCAACAGUGAGGCUUAUAUAUACCUGGUACUUUGUUUAGAUUCCAAAGUGUGACUUCUGUUGGUUUAAAGUUGCAUACUGUGUAUUUGUUUUUACAUAGCAGUAAUUUUUUGUAAAUACUGAAAUGUCUAAUUAAAUUUACAUCACUAGCCAUCAAAUGACGGCUCUAAAAUGUAUGUUAGUUUGAUCUGUAUUCAUUCUACAUUAUUUCAUUCCCAGUAGAAGACGUAAUAGUAGUAGUAGUAUAGGAUAAAGUGCUACUUUGGCUUCCUGAUAUAGGGAACAGUGGUCAAGCAUUACUUAUGGACUUGUAUCUUUACUUCUAUAAGCACAUAAACUGUUCUAGUAAUUUCCUGUUGAGAACAAAGACAUUGUUUAAUAAUUCCAGUUCCAAUAUAUAUUGCAUAUACAAGUGUGCAUGUGAUAACAAUCACAUAAUAAAAAGGACAUUAUUUUCUGUACAUAUCAUAGUUACCAUAUGUAUAUAAUUUAAUUUAUUUUUACAGUCUGUUAUGAUUUAGGAUAAUACAGGAAGUUCAUUAUGUGAUCUUAAUACAGGUAUUUUUAGGGCUUUUUUAUAAAGACAGAACAUUGAAAUAGUUCCAUACACAAAGCAGUAGAACAAAAUAAACUAUACAUUGCUUUAACUUUGUCUUAAUCAUAAUCUUUGUUUUUAUUAUUUCUAUAAUUUAGUAGGAUAAAAUUUUGUGAAAAAUUAACCCAUUGGUUUAAAGAGGUGGUUAAAUGUUCUCUCUUCUAGGAUAAAUUAAUGCUGGGGGCUUCCUCUGUGAACCUGAUUUCCAAAGAAAGAAACUUUAAAUUUACUGAAAGUAAAAUCAUAGUUGUGUCUAAGAUUUGAGGUUUUCACAGCGGUGAGUAUGAAGAUUUCUGUCUUCUGGGUUGUUGAUAUUCAUCGCCCUGAUGACGGAGGCAGUAUGACCUCUGAAACGUUGGUUAACAUCGACCAGACUACACAGCGCAACAACCCAGAAGACAUAAAUCUUCGUAGUUCUGUCUAUGCUAUUGUGAAGGGAAUACAAAUUAAAUUAUAAUUUUUAAAAUUAAAUUAUUGCGUCUUGAAGUGUUCUUUAUCAUUGCAUAUUACAAACUACCAAAGAGUUGUGGUAUGGCAAAAAUUAAGUCUGAUACAUGAAAUUAAAUUAAUAUCGUCUCAUAAGGAUUAUAUAUUUGGGAUGGAUGGGAAUGGGUUAUGCAAUGUUAUUCAACCUGGUCCUUGAACUUCAAAUUAAUGACUUCAAAUUGCUAUAGAAUAAAAGAAAUUAUUUAUGUAUUAUAAGCUGCUGUUCUAUACACAAUACUUAGAAAUAAUUUAUUUUGCUUCACUAUGAUUUUCUCAUUUUUAUGAAAAGAAAUUAUUUAUUACAUGAUCCAAGGUCAGAAUGAAAUAAACUAAAUUAAAUUGAUUUUUUUUAUUUCAGCCAUAUAUAUUUUGUACUCAAAACUCUUUAUAAUUGUCUUAUUUAUUUAUUUUUCAUCGAGAUAUUCAUCCUUUACUACUUUCAAUCCUUAUUUGAACUGUAAGUCUAAUAUGAAGACUUUAUAUUCAGGAAUCUUGCUUGAGACUUGAAGUGUUCACAGGAUUCUGUAUUGAUUGUAAAGUUUUCUGAGCAUCACAUACACUCACAAUUAAAAACAUUGCAGAUAUUUUGGUGGAAUUUAAAAAUUCCUCUGAAAUUCAAAUAAGUUUCAUGAUGGGAUACCCAGAAGACUGAACAAUAAUUUCUUUUACGUUGUAUGUUCUCUAGAUAUUAACUGGUUUGAUAUUUUACAGAUUAAGGUGUGUUGUUUCGCAUGUGAUUUGUGGGUAAAAUUAUAUCAACAUCACAUAAUUUUCUCUUCUCAACCACAUAAUCAGUUUGUUGUCAAAUUCUGUCAGUCAUUUGGAAUAGUCUGAAUUUUAUGUAAGCAAAUACUGAUAAACUUUGCAGAAAAUAAAUUAUAUGCCUUAAAAUACAGUUAAUUUAGGAAGAAUACUUGUUCCUUUUCAUACACAUGUGAGGUGACAUUUGAAAUGUGAGGGGAAAUGUUUUCAUGUUUCAGAUUUGUUAUAAAAGUGUUUUUGUUAAAUUACAACAGAUUUUAUUGUACAUAUGUCUAUUGUGACUGAAAUCCAUUUAAGGCUAAAAUAAACCAUUUUCAGUGCCCUUCUU
Zootermopsis nevadensis is the source of this 4866-nucleotide messenger RNA. RefSeq lists its product as uncharacterized. The record is from RefSeq and is a predicted model, not a curated record. Lineage: Eukaryota; Metazoa; Arthropoda; Insecta; Blattodea; Termopsidae.